AUGCAGCAGCCCCUCCCCACACAGGUGGGAAGAAAGCAGCCCCUCACCCACCAGCCGGCAACGGAACAGCCCCUCGCCCAGCAGUCGGCAAUGCGGCAGCCCCUAAUCCAGCAGCCCGAAACGCAGCAGCCCCUCAACCAGCAGCUGCCGGCUACGCAGCAGCCCCUAACACAGCUGCCGGAAGCACAGCAGCCCCUCCUCCAGCAGCCGGUAAUGCAACAGCCCCUCACCCAGCAACCGGCAACUCAGCAGCCCCUCACCCAGCAGCCGGCAACGGAGCAGCCUCGCACCCAGCAGCCGGCAACUCAACAACCCCUAACCCAUCUGCCAGCAACGCAGCAGCCCCGAACGCAACAGCCGGCAACACAGAAGCCCCUUACCCAGCAGUCAGCAACGCAGCAGCCGGCUAGCAGCAGCCCAUAA
Molecule: messenger RNA, 423 nt
Organism: Ixodes scapularis (black-legged tick)
Lineage: Eukaryota; Metazoa; Arthropoda; Arachnida; Ixodida; Ixodidae
Product: gamma-gliadin-like
Exons: 2
Coding region: 1-423 (140 amino acids)
Source: RefSeq, a predicted model, not a curated record